AUGUUAUCUAGUCUAAAUUGUAGGGAGCGGAACCCAAGCUGCCGCUGUUAUUGGCUGUUGCUAACUUGCAUCGCACUUGCACCAUCUUCCCUACUCGAGACCGGCACUGGUAUCCGUGGCGUGGGGACUGGGGCCCUAGGGGCAGCGGCCGCUCCACACCUCACAGCAGCCGCCUCCCACAGCGGUCCCAUCAACAUCAACAAGCAGGUCCUCGCACCUCCCGCGAGGAAUGGGCGCGGCGUCAUGUCCAACCUCCGGCGCCUGGACCGCCCCCUCCACGUGUACUUCUGGCAGCGGCUGUUGGGCUCUGGGGCCCGGGUGGCGGAUGGAGACCUGGCGGACUGGUACUUCAUACCCGUACGCCAGAGGAGCUUCAGUGACUCCUGGUUUCUCCGUGAGGCCUUGUCGUACAUCCGUACGCAUCACCCCUGGUGGAACCGUACAGAGGGACACCGGCAUAUGGUGCUGCACACGGGCGAUUGGGGACUGGGGGAGGUGGCGAAGGAUGUACGGCAAAUGAGCUUGAACGUGACGUGGCUGACACAUUGGGGUUUAUCCACCGACCGCCCCAACAUUCAGAGGUGGACCCGGGCCUUCCGACCCGAGAGGGAUGUGGUUAUCCCCGUCUACAUCUCCCCGGGGCACUUCGUACAUUUCGGUAUUAACCGCUCUCCGCUGCAUCCCGUCACAGCCGCCUCACGCCGUACGGCAGCUCGUCCUAGGAACGAGUCCUUGCUGUUCUUCGCGGGCAGGAUAUGCCACGACGCCAAGCGGCCUAACCCCGACACCUUCCCAGCGUGUGGGGACGAUACGGCGGAGUGGUACGGCGGGGGAGUACGGGAGAAGUUUUUCGUGUCUCACUGGAACCGCAGCGGGUUCCACGUUGUGCGCUCCGAGCCCCGCUACAGCCACUACAUGAGCAGGUCGGUGUUCUGCCUGGCGCCUCCGGGUGCGGGACACGGACAGAGACAAAUACAGGCCCUGUUCAUGGGUUGCGUUCCGGUGACGGUGGCUGACGGCGUGUACGAGCCCUUCGAGCCCGCACUCAGCUGGGAGGAGUGGGGGCUGCGGAUAGCGGAGCAGGAUAUACCCCGGGCGCAUGAGCUGCUGGGGGGGUUGACCCGGGAGCAGCUCGCGGAGAAGCAGUCCCGGAUGCACUGCGCCGCGCAGCACAUGCUGUACAGCACUAUCACAGGUGCCGUACUUGGGGAGGACGGCCGGUACGACGCCUUCGAGACGACGCUGGAGGUGCUCCGCGUGCGGGCCGCGCAUCCAGAUGCCCCUCAGCAGGACUUCAGGCGACUGGAUCCGGAUUUUGCGGCCUUCAUGGAUUGCCGCCCGCCCCCCGGGUUCAACCACGCCGCCCGGGACCUGCGGUUCCGGGAGCGGUCUUGCUACCAGGUCCUGCGGGGCGGGGGCUACAUGGGGGUACCUGGGGGGGCCAUGUGCGCCAAGGGGUUCAAGACACGGCUGGCGGCAUGUCCCCGGCUGUGGGGCUGA
Molecule: messenger RNA, 1500 nt
Organism: Volvox carteri f. nagariensis
Lineage: Eukaryota; Viridiplantae; Chlorophyta; Chlorophyceae; Chlamydomonadales; Volvocaceae
Gene: elg16
Product: acetylglucosaminyltransferase
Exons: 14
Coding region: 1-1500 (499 amino acids)
Molecular function (GO): glycosyltransferase activity
Source: RefSeq, a predicted model, not a curated record